This is a messenger RNA of Hibiscus syriacus, 1099 nucleotides long. RefSeq names its product GRF1-interacting factor 3-like. The transcript is spliced from 4 exons. Gene Ontology annotation, biological process: positive regulation of transcription by RNA polymerase II; leaf development; cell population proliferation. Gene Ontology annotation, molecular function: transcription coactivator activity. The record is from RefSeq and is a predicted model, not a curated record. NCBI's taxonomy places the organism in Eukaryota, Viridiplantae, Streptophyta, Magnoliopsida, Malvales, Malvaceae. Gene Ontology annotation, cellular component: nucleus. Bases 345 to 830 code for a protein of 161 amino acids.
CAAAAAACCAAUAAACUAACAACUAAAGCCUGGGUUUUUUGGCUUAACAACGCAACCCGACACACCAAAAUCUACCGUCUUUUGAUUCGUUUCCUUCGGUUACAAUCUUUUAAAUUUUUAAUUUUCUUUUUCUCUUUGAGUUCAUUAUUAUGUUAGCUUCCAUUGUCUUAAAUUCCAGAAUCAUCAUCACUACCAAACGAAAGUGAAACCCCUCUUCAACCAUUAAGGAAGGUAGCAAAACUCGUUCACUCUCACCUGCUGAACAAAGGGUUUUCUUUUGCUGGAGAUUUUUGAAGGUGAUUAGGUUAGGGUUUCUUCUUGGAGUAAAGUUAAUCUCACACAAGAUGCAGCAGCCACAGCAAAUGAUUCCUAUGAUGCCUUCGUUCCCACCUAACAACAUCACUACCGAACAGAUUCAGAAGUACCUUGAUGAGAACAAGAAGCUGAUUUUGGCAAUUUUGGACAAUCAAAAUCUCGGAAAACUCGCUGAAUGUGCCCAGUAUCAAGCUCAGCUGCAAAAGAAUUUGAUGUACUUAGCUGCGAUUUGCGGAUGCACAACCACAAACAAACGCCCACAACAGCAGCUACACCUGCAGCAUCAACAAGCCAUGCAAGCUCAAAUGAGAAUCAGACCUGGAGGGCCCAAUAAUGGUAUGCAUCCCAUGCAAGUCGAGGCUAAUCUUGGAGGUGGUAGCAGUGGUGGUCCCUCUUCAGCUUCAGGCCCAAACGAUGGACGCUGUUGGAACAAGCAAGAGGGUGCUGAAGCCGGUGUUGAUGGUCAGGGCAGCACAGGUGGUGGUCAUGGUGAUGGAGCAGACAAGGCAAAGUGACUGCCCCCCUUGAGUUGUUUUGAUCGGAUACUCAUGGAUGUUGAUAGUAAGCGCCUCUUACAAUAGUUGUACUGCUCGGGUAAUCUUUCGAUGGACAGACGGUGUUAGAACAUAAAAUUUUCUUUUUCGCUCUUUAGUUUUAAAGGGUUUAGGUAGUAAACUUUUGUUGGGAGGUUCUUGGCAUGCCAAUGAAUCGAAAAAGCAGCUAGUUAGACAACGACAGUUUUAGUUGUAAAAGGAGGAAAAGCUUAAAGCUUGCUGCGUGUAUC